AUGGCCAAGGGAGACGCCAUGCUGCGCUGCGUGGUGACGGGGUGCCCCAGCAAGGCCAACCGGGCCACCUCCCGCCGGGGCAUCAGGUUGCACGCCUUCCCCCGAGACCUGGGCCAGAUCGGGUCCUGGCUGCGGCUCACUGGACAGGACUUCGGAGACCUGGACCGGCUGGCCCAGCAGAUCUGCUCGGACAGGGACGUGGCGGACGGCGUGCGCAUUUGCUCCGCCCACUUCACCAGAGACUCUUACCUCACCGACUACCCCACAAAGCUGCUGAGGGCGGACGCUGUGCCCACCGUCUUCCCCAAACGAAGAGCCACGCCCCAACCCCCGGCUGUGAACGCUGAACCUGAUUUGGCGGCAAGAGAUGGGCCACUUCCUAAGGUGAACGACACGCCGGAGCCUCUGGUGCUGGAGAGUUAUGGACCCAUAAAAAAGAAGUCUGGUCAUCCACCUUCCUCCUUGCCGUCCGAGGGAAACAUCGACAAGAAGAUUGUAGAAGUCGCCCAGAAGAUCAUCGAGCUGCUGACAGGAGAGGAAGAUCAGGAGAUCCCUCAGGAUGAUCGCCAGGUCCUGCAGGACUAUUCUGUAAGUGAAACAAAUGAUCUCAUUAACUCAAUCAUUCCUUUUUUGUUCAACCCCCUUCGCUGCCAGGUUGUAGAUGGACUUGAGAACAGUGAGAUCUUGGAGAUUCUCGCUUCAUCUCCGAGGUGCAUAGCAGAAGAUGAUUCUAUAGAAAUCCCCAACACCCCAGAUUUCCAUCCAGAGAUUGUCGGGGAAGAUCUGUAUGGAGGACGUGCUUCUGAUCCCUCCACACAUCUUGGACGUUUUUCAGAUUGCUCUACACACCUUGGACAUCUUACACAGAUUGGACAUCCUCCAUAUUGCACUACACAGAUUGGACAUCCUCCAGAUUGCACUACACACUUUGGACGUCCCCCAAAUCAUCCUCCCAAUCACUCCACGCACAUUGGACAUCCUCCAAAUCACUCCACACAGAUUGGACAUCCUCCAGAUUGCUCUACACACUUUGGAUGUCCCCCAAAUCACUCCACACAGAUUGGACAUCCUCCAGAUCGCUCAACACAGAUUGGACAUCCUCCAGAUCGCUCAACACAGAUUGGACAUCCUCCAAAUCACUCCACGCACAUUGGGCGUCCUCCCAAUUGCACCACAAAAAUUGGACAUCUUCCCAAUUUCUCUACAAAGAUUGGACAUCCUCCCAAUUGUGCCACACAGAUUGGACAUCCUCCAAAUCGCUCCACGCAGAUUGGACAUCCUCCAAAUAGCUCCACGCAGAUUGGACAUCCUCCAAAUCGCUCCACGCAGAUUGGACAUCCUCCAAAUCACUCUACACAGAUGGGACGUCCUCCCAAUUGCACCACAAAAAUUGGACAUCUUCCCAAUUUCUCUACAAAGAUUGGACUUCCUCCCAAUUGUGCCACACAGAUUGGACAUCCUCCCAAUUGCUCCACAAAGAUUGGACAUCCUAAUGGCUCAACUCAGAUUGCACAUGCUCCCAGUCACUCCACACAGAUUGGUCAUCCUUCCAAUCACUCCUCGCAGAUUGGUCCUCCUUCCAAUUACUCCUCGCAGAUUGGUCACCCUCCCAGUCACUCCAAGCAGAUCGAUCAUUCUCCCAGUCAUUCCACGCAGAUUGGUCACCCUCCCAGUCACUCCUCGCAGAUUGGUCCUCCUUCCAAUUACUCCUCGCAGAUUGGUCCUCCUCCCAGUCACUCCACACACAUUGGUCACCCUCCCAGUCACUCCACACAGAUCGGUCACCCUCCCAAUCACUCCACACAGAGUUGUCAUUCUCCCAAUCACUCCACACAGAUUUGUCAUCCACCAAAUUGCUCUCUAGAUAUUGGACAUCCUCCCAAUCACUCUACACAGACUGGCUAUCCUCCUGAUCCCUCCACAAAUAGAAGACACACAUCCGAUGCCUCUAAUCUUGACAGACAUCCUUCUGAUCCUGCUGUGCUCAGUGGACAUCUUCCCAACUCCUCUACAAUUGGAGGCCAUCUUUCUGGUCAUGCCGGCAAUCUUACCGAUCAUACCGCAUAUCGAGGCAACAAUAGAUUUGUCUGUUCACAGUGCGGGAAAUGUUUCUCGCUGAAGUUACCCGCAGAUGUGCACCGCAGGAUCCGCAGGCAGAAGAUGCAGCUUUUGUGCCCGUACUGCAGGCAGUGCUUCGCGCAGAGGGCGGGGUUAGAGAAGUACUCCUGUACCGAGUGCGGGAAGAGUUUCAUCCAGAGGUCCGACCUGGUCCGCCAUCUCCGAUCACACACGGGCGAGAAGCCCUUCGAGUGCAAGGAGUGUGGCAAACGCUUCAGCCUUAAGGGAGCCCUCAGUGUACACCAGCGUAGCCACACAGGGGAGCGCCCCUUUUCCUGUUCUGUGUGUGGAAAACGCUUUGCGCGAAAGGUAAUCCUUCUCAACCACGAGCGGAUUCACACGGGUGAGAAGCCUUUCGCCUGCUUAGAAUGUGACAAACGUUUUGUGCAGGAGGUGGCUCUGAACAGACAUCGCAGAACCCACACAAGAUAA
Molecule: messenger RNA, 2550 nt
Organism: Rana temporaria (common frog)
Lineage: Eukaryota; Metazoa; Chordata; Amphibia; Anura; Ranidae
Product: zinc finger protein 252-like
Exons: 5
Coding region: 1-2550 (849 amino acids)
Biological process (GO): regulation of transcription by RNA polymerase II
Molecular function (GO): RNA polymerase II cis-regulatory region sequence-specific DNA binding; DNA-binding transcription factor activity, RNA polymerase II-specific
Source: RefSeq, a predicted model, not a curated record